GUUAGUGUAGCGACCGCGAGGCGCUUGCAAGCGCUAUGCGUAGCUGCGUAGAGCCGUAGUUGUUUUUGAGUGCGUGCAAGUGGUGUGCUUUUUGUUGUUCUUCCUCUUCUACUUUCUCUUUUUUUUCACCGGCAUCGGAGAGAAGGUUCCGACAAGUUUUCUUGCUGUUCAUCGCAUCGUUAUUAAAUAAUAUAUGUGAUCCAUUCGCUGUAGUUACACGAAGUCGCGUUGUCAUGAGGCUUCUCCAUUUUCAUUUGAGUUAUUUGUGCAGUUGUGAGUUGUGAUGAGUGCAUUGGAAGUGUUGCUGCGACACAUCAUCGAUCUAGGGAAUAUUUAAGAUGACCAGCUGACGGAUAGAUCUAACCUCUUGCUACGUAGCACCGUAGUGGGGCUAAACAUACGAGAAACAGCGGAAGGAUGCUGGGCGGCGUGGGAGGCCGGCACGUGUCUACGCGUCGGCGAGGCAGUAGCCCGCUGGUGCGUGGGGGUGCGGGCCUCGGUGCUGCCUACGGUGCCCCAGGUGCCCCAGGUGCCCCAGGUGCCCCAGGCUUUGGGACCGAUGCCAGCAUGGUGCCAUCCGAUGCCCCCAGAUACACGAGGAGACGCCGGGCCGUUACCACCAGUGACCACAAGAGCUGUGCACUCAUACAGACCAGACUCAAAUUCGGCGACAUCAUGUUGGCAGCAGCACAAGAGGCGGCACAAAGGGACCCUGGAUACGCGAGUCAGUACAGGAGAAGGCAGAGGUUGGCCGGACUGAGUGGUCUCGGUGACUGGGCUAGCUUUGGAGGGGAGGUACCUGGUCUGGUGGUCAUGGCGCCAGGCCGGGAUCAGGGUGGAGGGGCGGGUGGCGGUGGCGGCGGGGGCAGCAAGGGUCCUUCCUCGCUUUUUAUCCUGAGCGAGGAUAAUUGCAUACGUAAGCACACCCGCUUCAUCAUCGAAUGGCCGCCCUUCGAGUACGCCGUCCUGCUGACCAUCAUCGCGAACUGCGUGGUCCUCGCCCUCGAGGAGCAUCUGCCGAAGCACGACAAGACGACGCUCGCGCAGAAGCUGGAAUCCACGGAGAUCUACUUCCUGGGGAUCUUCUGCGUCGAGGCGAGUCUGAAGAUCCUCGCGCUUGGCUUCGUCCUUCAUCGCGGCUCCUACCUACGCAACAUCUGGAACAUCAUGGACUUCUUCGUCGUGGUCACUGGGUUCGUCACGGUGUUCCCGCAAGGCAUGGAUCUGGAUAUGGACCUACGCACGUUGCGUGCUAUACGCGUCUUGCGACCACUCAAACUUGUCUCCGGCAUACCCAGUCUACAGGUGGUGCUCAAGUCGAUCAUCAAGGCGAUGGCGCCGUUGCUGCAGAUCGGCCUGCUGGUCUUGUUCGCCAUUGUGAUAUUUGCCAUCAUCGGGCUCGAGUUUUAUUCGGGCGCACUUCACAAGACCUGCUACAGCAUAGAGGACAUAAGUCAGAUCGUCAAGGACGGGGAGUUGGCGACGCCCUGCAACACGGACAACGAGACGGAGGCGCCGGCGGGGGCGCACGUUUGCAACUACAACACGUCGAUCUGCAUGGAUCGCUGGGAGGGACCAAAUAGCGGCAUCACCAGCUUCGACAACAUUGGCUUCGCCAUGCUCACCGUCUUCCAGUGCAUCACAAUGGAGGGCUGGACUGCCAUAUUGUACUGGACAAACGACGCUCUCGGCAGCACCUACAACUGGAUUUACUUUAUACCAUUGAUUGUCCUCGGCUCCUUCUUCAUGCUGAACUUAGUUCUGGGUGUGUUGAGCGGAGAGUUUGCGAAGGAGAGAGAAAAAGUGGAGAAUCGGCAGACCUUCCUCAAGCUGAGGAGGCAGCAGCAGCUCGAGCGAGAGCUCAACGGCUACGUCGCCUGGAUCUGCAAAGCAGAGGAAGUCAUACUUGCCGAGGAGAGAACGACGGAGGAGGAGAAGAUGCACAUAAUAGAAGCGAGGAGAAGAGCGGCGGCGAAGAAAAAAAAAUUGAAAAAUCUCGGAAAGAGCAAAAGCACCGACACGGAGGAGGAGGAAGGGGAGGACGACCCUGACGAUGAUGCUCCUCUUGUUUCAGUGCCUAAGAAAAAACUGAAAGGGUUCUCGAGAGCUUCCUACCUCAAGACCAAAGUGAAGAACAAGGGUGCCUGCCAGCAGUUCUGGCGUGCCGAGAAGAGAUUUAGGUUCUGGAUACGUCACACGGUGAAGACCCAGUGGUUCUACUGGUUCGUCAUCGUUCUUGUGUUCUUCAACACCAUCUGCGUAGCGGUCGAGCAUUACAACCAGCCAAAGUGGCUCACCGCGUUUCUCUAUUACGCAGAGUUCGUGUUCCUGGGACUCUUCAUGAUGGAGAUGUUCAUUAAGAUGUACGCCCUCGGGCCACGCAUCUACUUCGAGUCGAGCUUCAAUAGGUUCGACUGCGUCGUCAUUUCCGGCUCGAUCUUCGAGGUGAUCUGGUCGGAAGUAAAGUCCGGCUCGUUCGGUCUCUCCGUCCUACGUGCCCUUCGCCUCCUCAGGAUAUUCAAAGUUACCAAAUAUUGGUCCAGCUUGAGGAACCUCGUAAUCUCCCUGCUGAACUCAAUGCGCAGCAUCAUCUCCCUUCUAUUCCUGCUCUUCCUCUUCAUCCUCAUAUUCGCCCUACUCGGUAUGCAGCUUUUCGGUGGUCAGUUCAACUUUCCCGAUGGCACGCCUCCCACCAACUUCAACACUUUUCCCAUCGCGUUGCUCACUGUCUUCCAAAUUCUGACCGGUGAAGACUGGAACGAGGUGAUGUACCAGGGCAUCGAAUCUCAGGGUGGCCACAAGAAGGGCAUGGUUUAUUCGCUCUACUUUAUAGUCUUAGUACUCUUCGGGAAUUACACGCUGCUGAACGUCUUCUUGGCUAUCGCCGUCGACAAUCUGGCCAAUGCUCAGGAGCUGACCGCCGCCGAGGAGGAACAGGAGGAGGAGGACAAGGACCGACAGAUGCAGGAACUCGAGAAGGAAAUGGGAGCUCUGCAGAUGUCCAGUGACGGUAGUCCUCCAAAGGUCGAAAUAUGCCCGCCAAGUCCAACACAAAAUUUUAAAGGUGGAAAGGGCGGCAAGCAGGCGUCCGAAGAGAAGAAGCAGGACGACGACGAAGACACGGGACCAAAACCAAUGCUGCCAUACUCCUCCAUGUUUAUACUGUCCCCCACGAAUCCCAUAAGGAGAGGCGCUCAUUGGGUCGUAAAUCUGAGGUACUUUGACUUUUUCAUCAUGGUGGUGAUCUCGUUGUCGAGUAUCGCACUGGCCGCGGAGGAUCCGGUCGACGAGUACUCAAAAAGGAACACGGUCCUGAAUUACUUCGACUAUGCCUUCACCGGGGUCUUCACCGUCGAAAUGAUCCUGAAGAUCAUCGAUCUGGGCAUAAUACUUCAUCCGGGCUCGUACCUGCGCGAGUUCUGGAACAUUAUGGACGCCGUGGUGGUAAUUUGCGCCGCCGUGUCAUUCGCCUUCGAUAUGACAGGCAGUUCCGCAGGACAGAAUCUCUCGACGAUCAAGUCUUUGAGAGUGUUGAGGGUCCUAAGGCCCCUCAAGACUAUUAAACGAGUACCAAAGCUCAAGGCAGUGUUCGACUGUGUCGUGAACAGUUUGAAAAACGUCAUAAACAUCCUCAUAGUGUACAUAUUAUUCCAAUUCAUUUUCGCUGUGAUAGCGGUUCAACUCUUCAACGGGAAGUUCUUCUUCUGCACCGACGAGAGCAAGUACACGUCCGACGAGUGUCAGGGUCAAUAUUUCGUAUUCGAGGACGGCGCACUGUUGCCCACGCAGAAGAAACGGGAAUGGCAGUCGCAAUCCUUUCAUUACGACAACGUGAUGGCAGCGAUGCUCACGCUGUUCGCUGUGCAGACUGGCGAGGGAUGGCCGCAAGUUCUACAAAACUCGAUGGCGGCCACUUAUGAGGAUAAGGGUCCCAUACGAAAUUUUCGUAUCGAAAUGUCGAUAUUCUACAUAGUCUACUUCGUCGUCUUUCCCUUCUUCUUCGUGAACAUCUUCGUGGCCUUGAUCAUCAUCACUUUCCAGGAGCAGGGCGAGGCGGAGCUGCAAGAUGGCGAAAUCGACAAGAACCAGAAAUCGUGUAUAGACUUUACAAUACAAGCCAGACCUUUAGAGAGGUAUAUGCCCAACAAAAGAAACAGCGUCAAAUACAAGAUCUGGAGGAUAGUAGUAUCAACGCCAUUCGAGUACUUCAUCAUGAUCCUCAUCGUUCUUAAUACACUUCUGCUCAUGAUGAAGUACCACCGGCAGAGCGAGCUGCACAAGAAUAUACUGAAGUACAUGAACAUAUGCUUCACCGGGAUGUUCACCAUCGAGUGCACUCUGAAGAUCGCCGCUUUUGGCUUCAGGAACUUCUUCAAGGAUCCCUGGAACAUCUUCGACUUCAUCACGGUCAUCGGUAGCAUCGUGGACGCUCUGGUCAUUGAAUUCGGGGAGAACUUCAUCAAUGUCGGAUUUCUCAGGCUAUUUCGUGCCGCCCGGCUAAUUAAACUUCUACGGCAGGGUUACACUAUACGAAUUUUACUUUGGACCUUCGUGCAGUCUUUCAAGGCCCUGCCCUACGUGUGUCUACUCAUCGCCAUGCUUUUCUUCAUAUACGCCAUUAUUGGAAUGCAGGUUUUCGGUAACAUCGCACUGGAACCCGAGUCCGCGAUUACCGGUCACAACAAUUUCCAGAGCUUCGUUCAAGGUCUGAUGCUGCUCUUCCGGUGCGCGACCGGCGAGGCGUGGCCGAGCAUAAUGCUGUCGUGCAUAAAGGGUCGGCAGUGCGACAGUAAAGUACAAAAACCGGAUCAGGACUCCUGCGGCUCGAAUCUUGCCUACGCCUACUUCGUAUCCUUCAUUUUCUUCUGCUCCUUCCUCAUGUUGAACUUAUUCGUCGCGGUCAUCAUGGACAACUUCGACUACCUCACCCGCGACUCGUCCAUCCUCGGCGCCCAUCAUCUCGACGAGUUCGUCAGGAUAUGGGCGGAGUACGAUCCCAACGCCACAGGGAAGAUCCACUACACGGAGAUGUACGACAUGCUCAAGAAUAUGGAUCCGCCAUUGGGGUUUGGCAACAAGUGCCCCAACAGACUGGCUUACAAGAAACUGAUCAGGAUGAACAUGCCGGUCGACGUCGACGGGAAGGUCAACUUCACGACCACCCUCUUCGCGCUCAUCCGCGAGAAUCUCAGCAUAAAGAUGCGAACUGCCGAGGAGAUGGAUCAGGCCGACGAGGAGUUGAGAGAUACGGUGAGAAAUAUUUGGCCGCUUCAGGCGAAGAAGAUGCUGGACCUUUUGAUACCAAGGAACGAAGUUUUGAACAAAGACAAUUUGACCGUGGGUAAGAUAUACGCUGGGCUGCUGAUCCUCGAAAGUUGGAGAACAACGAGAUUCGGUCAGAUAGAAGCAUCCGGGCCGCCGAACGAUAACGAUCUUAUCGAUAACGAUAAUGCCGGGCAAAGUCCUGCAGCCCAGGCGCACUCGACCUUCUUCAACUGCCUGUUGGACAUGGCCGGAGUGAACCACACAGGUGGGAAUAGCCACGGGAACGGGAGCAGGGCGAACAGCCUGGAGCCACCUCCAGGCCCGGCAACUGACACCAAAGGUGGUGAUCAGCGCCGGGAGCCGCGCGACGAGGAGGAAGGGGCCCUAGGGGCCCUGGCAGCCGCCGAGCAAAGGCGACAACGUAGCAUCAGGAACAAAAAGGUGAACUGGAUGAUGUCCCACCAGUACGAUAAACUAGGGAGCAGCGGAGAGAGUAGCCAGGGAGUGGGUGGGUCUGGGGUUGUACUCGUAGAUAAUGGCGAGGAACGCGCCCCUGAGCUAGAGCCAUUGCUAGCAGAGCCUUCCCAGGACCACUACCACCACUACCACCACCACCACCACCACCACCACGACCAAUACUACGAUACCGACAAUCAUCAAUACCACCAUCACCACCACCAUCUUCAUCACCGACCACCCUCGUACUAUCAACACCAGAACACCUACGCACCUCGCUCCUCAAUCCGUUACCUCAAGAUGGAGCUGCAGGACGUGGUAGUUAGCGAUUCGCGGGCCGGAAGUCUCGAAAGUCUGACGCGCACCGGUGAGAAGCUGCAUCCGCAUAAUCCCGUCGCUCAUCCGCCAAGACAUCAUUCCCGCUCUCCAAGUUUAAGGAGGCAUUCGCCGGUCCUGCAGAGGUCGCCAUCGCCGCGAAGACACAGAUACGAUAAUCACGGUCAUCCUUAUCACGAUGGGCCAGGAUUCAGCGACACGGUGAGCAACGUGGUCGAGAUCCAGAGGCACACGCAUCAUUCACACAUGUCACAGUACAAUCAUCGGCACAGAAUACGGGACUAUUACGACCACUGCGACUAUUACGACGAUGGUUCAUGGAGCGCGUCGACCAGUCCAGCUAGGUCGCCAAGUCCUGUGCGCCGAAUGGAUCACAGUCGCCAUUACGGUACAACGAGUCUGGAGCAGCGCUCGCGAAGUCCGAGUCCCGUAGGCGGGAGGCAGCCAGCGCAACCGCAUCAUCUCCAUCAGCACAGCUACCCGGUGCUGGUGCCAAAGAGGGGCCAGGGUCGCAGGCUGCCGCCAACGCCGAACAAGCCCUCCACCCUGCAGCUCAAACCGGCGAACAUAAACUUUCCUAAACUGAACGCGUCUCCCACGCACGGGGCGCACAUGGCCCACGUAGCCGGGCCUCAUGUGCCAGGCCACGUGGCCCCGGGCAACGCUGCCGUUGCCCACUGUCCACUCAGUUUCGAGCAAGCGGUGGCCAUGGGACGGGGUGGCCGGCUGCUCCCGAGUCCAGUGCCGAACGGCUACAAGCCGCAGCCUUCGCAACCGUCGCAACCGUCGCAGCCGUCGCAGCAGAAGCAGAGGACGCCGAGGUCGAGGCACUCGGACAGCGACGAGGACGACUGGUGCUAGCCAAAGUGGGACCCUGGACGGUGGUCUGGUGAAGUAGACGCUUCUCGGGGUCUUUCGGUUUGCGCGUGAAUCCCAGAUUAUCGAAUUCGGGUCUCUUUGGGCUUAUCGUAUUGCUUUAGUGUACUAUCGUUUUACUUUGAUAUAUCAGGUUUCUUUUGGUUGUUCUUAAUCAUUGCGUCACACCGCUGGAGGCAGUCGGUUUGAGAUGCGCUUCGACAAUGCGAUUGGCAAAGAGAUAGAGAAGGAAGGAAGAGAAGAGAGCCAGCGAGGAAACGGGCGAACGAACGAUGGCGUCGAUCGCGUCGAUCGCGUCGACCGGGACGACCGGGACGACCGGAAGGGGUCACUCAAUUGAUUAUUGUGCUGCGGCAGCACCGGCGCGACAAACACACGUCCGAUAAAUGUCUCUACGAUCUGUUCCGAGAAAGCGAGUAAAAUCCUCCCUUUCGAUUGGCUCUCUCGAGGAUCGAGCGAAUUAGAGGAUCCGUCGGGUGGAUCGGAUGAAUAUACAUAUACGUACACUCCCCCAGUGCAAAAAGGGAUUUAAUUAUAUAUGUGUAAGAAAUAUAUAUAUAUAUAGGGAGAGAGAGAGAGAGAGAGAGAGAAUAUAAAUUUCUAGUGAAUGGGGGGUCGAACUUUCACCGUAGAGAUAAGCUUGCGGGAGAAUACAGGAUAACAGUUAAAAAGACGAAAAACUAUGAAAGGGAUAAACACUGCGAGAACCGUACGAGCGUGACUACGAGAAAGGCGCAUACGCAACAGUCCUUUAAAGAAAAAGAAAAAAAGAAAAGCUUCGAGUUUAUCAGGUUUUUAUCUGUCCCUCGUUGAAAUGUCCGAUCUAACGGGCGGAAUUGGUAUCCACUUUUUAUACGAUUUUCUUGCGAUAAAACCCUACGUUUGAAUUAAUAGUUGCACUCGAGGUCGUGAAUCUACGUACUGGAAUAUUUACGCGAAACGGAGGAAACGUGAAUGUCGCGUUAAUGAUUAAAAAAAUGUCCGAUUUCCCAUAAGACUAAAGUCACGACUGACAAUGAGUCAGGGGAAGUCACGCUCGAAGCUUCUCGCAAGCACAGUGCACCCUUUUGCAGUUAGCUGUCUUCUUCUUGUCUUUUGUUUUUCGUUUCACUUAACCGAAAAAGUGAAGCGACAAGGCGCGUUCUCGGAUUGUCGAAUGGAGUCGCACGCGACAGCCGCGAAGGGGAGAAGGCGGGGAAGAAGGUGGAAAAAUAAAAGAAGUAAGAACCCGAUCCGACGUAAGGGAAGUGCUGAGGACUCUAAAACAAUUGUUCAUUAAUGAAUUCACCGACAAGUCGGUGUCCCACUGUCGAAAUAGACGCGGAAUCGACUGACAAUCGCAAGUGGGAAGCCGAUGCGUCACUACGGAAUAGCGAUGAUGGUUGCGCGCGAGGAUAUUAGGCCGCGUGGACACGGAGGUCCCUUUGGGUUAUUCGUUUGUCCUGCGAUUUGUCAGUGUGUAUGGCGUGCGUUUGGUGCGUCUGAUGCGUCUGAUGCGUUUGGUGCGUUUGGUGCGUUUGAUGCGUUUGAUGCGUUUGGUGCGUUUUGUGCGUUUUGUGCGCGUGCAACUCGGCAGGAUCUUCGCGCGCAUUCACUCCUCACUUUGCAUAGUAGAAAUCAAUGCCGCGUUUUCACUACACUUAUUAAACUACAUUACCCUAUAGAACUCGUAGUGGACGAGAAACGUGCGUGAAAAUGUAGGAACGAGAAACAGGCUGAAAGAGGAGCAGUGUGCAUGGAGUGCAUGGAGUGCAUGUGAGUGAAAGAAAAGGAGCGUGAUUGUGAAACGAGAGAGAAUCUUGGAGUAUAUGUAUAUGUGCGGCUGGGAAGAAGAGUUGAAAGGAACGUGAGAAAUAAUUGUGGACAAGAUAGGAGAGCAAAACCCGAACGGAAUGAAAGAUUUCAACGAGUCUCCGCAAUUGUACGCAGUCCGAUUUUUGCAAGGCAGCCACAAAAAUUACUUUAAGCGAAGAUAAAGAAUAUCGAGAGCAAACGUAUGAAAUAAUGGUUCAAAGAAAUCGCGACGGCACGGAUAUAGAUUAGCAUGAUGAACGAAGGAACGGAAAUCGUAGAGAUCUGAGAAAUCUAAUUGUAAGAGAAAGAAUUAAAAGAAAAGAAAGAAAAAAAAGUAUGGUCUGCUCUGGAGGGUAAUUUCGCAGGGGAAAGUGUAAAUCGGGAAAUAAAAAGACGGCACGGAAAGUAUGCAUAGAAAUACAAAAGUAAACAAGGGAUAAUCCUUUGCGAAAACGCGAAGAUGAUCUUUCAGUUAUGAUUAGAUAUUAAAUGGCGUGCGCGACACGGAGGUGCUGAAAUCCUGUUCAUCGUCGGUUGCCAAUCCAGGGAUUUUGUGGUUCCGUCGUUGACGCAUCGCUCCGUCAUUCGUUGAAUUUAAAUGCAAGUUGGGCGGGGAGGAGGGGGAAGUGAACAUAAAAAAAUUUAGCUAAGCGAAAGAAAUGAGCUACGGCGAUUGACAAGUGUACAGCCAGAUUGGUUGAUGCGAUUCUAACGGCGCGACGUGCGCGGGAGGAAAUUAAAAUUAAUAGUAUUAAAGAAAAUAAAAAAGCUCUGAGGGAACCGAACGAAGAAAUAGUGCGGAUAACUUGAUAACGAAGGACGUAGAUGAUAACGUCGAUGAUACGUUACACGUGUUCGGGCAUGGCCACACAGGAAAAUACGAGGCGACUAGUCCAAGUGAAUGUGGAACACUCGGUAGAUUCGUUAUCGGUGACACGUGUGUCCACAGAAUGAUACAAUUGUGUUACGAGACCGAAACAUGGGAAAAAAAGAAAAUGAAUACGUGAAAGGAAGAUCGUGCCAAAAUGGACAUGAGGACGUGAGAAACGAAGGAGCGGCGUGUAGAGAUUCGGUAGCCAAGCAUCGGAAACAUACGAGAGGAAAAGGAAAAGCGAAAAGACCUUACGUAAUCCCAACUUAACGUAAUCGUAAUCUGUAGAAAGAAUCGCAUUGAAGAGCGAAAGAUGUCGGUUAAAAGGCUGCGAAACUUAAAUAAACGAAAGAUAAUAAAUAAAUGAAAUCGAAUGGGAGACGACGCGCUUUAGUUCACGAAUUCUCCGCACUUGUAUAAUAUUGCAUAUAAAUUAAUUAAUUAAUUACUUACUUACUCUUACUUACUUACUUACUUACUUACUUACUUACUUACUUACUUACCUAUCUACGUAUCUACUAUUUACUUAUACUAUUAUUAUUACAAUAACUACUUUACUAAAGAAGAAAAAUCUACUCUAUCUAAAUACCCACUAUUACAAUUACUCUACGUACCGCUACUACUACCACCAUCACCACCACAACCAUUACCACUAUUCUUCUACAAUGAGAAGAAAUAAGAAGAAAAAGUACUAUUACGACUAUUACUACUACUACUACUACUACUACUACUACUACUACUACUACCGCUACUAUUACCAUUAAACUAAUGAAGAAAUAAAUAAUACCUACCACGUGGCUGCGUAAGAUUUUCACUACGUGCGUGUUUUAUUAGACGAAAUAGAUGAUGAAUUAUUUGAGAAUUUGAGUUCUUCGUGACGAGUGGAAAUGUGCAAAUGUGCAAGUGCGUAAGUGCGUAAGUGUGCAAGUGCCCAUGUUAAUAUACGGUCGGUUCGCGUGUAUCUCCGAACGGGAAUUAUAUAACUAACACGUUAAAUAUACUGCCAAUCGUGUGGGGUUUAAAAGAAAACAAAAAAAAUAUGUGAAAGACAAAAGUGAAUUGGACAAGAGUAUAAAUGUCUGAGCGUUGUACAUAAUGUGUGUAUUAUCCCAAAGAAGCUGCUGGAAAUAUAACUAUGAGGCAAGGAAUAUAAAGAGAGAGAGAGAGAGAGAGAGAGAGAACGAAGGAGAGCACAGUUAUCAUUAAAAUUACGAAGAUGAUCAAAAGUGGAAGAAAAAAAAGCGAGAUAAGGAAAACAAUAAGUGGUGUUAGUUUUGAAUAUUUCAAUGCUUGCGUGUGGGCCAGAUGUGUGUGAAUUGCAAAUAUAAUAUAAAUAAUUAAGUAGUCAUUCGGAAAGUGGCAAAGUUAUCGCUCUAUUUCGGGCCGUAAUGCAAUUCAGGGGGUCUUUUCGAAUUACCUAUUACGAAUUAUCAAAUUACUUUUGUCCCCUUUACACUUUUUCAUUUUGAUAUUUCUCACGUCGACACGAUUCGUUGUUGCCUGCCUCCUCACUCUACUCGUAAUCAACUGUUAUCGGAGCAUGUGGGAUUUCCCUAUACAUAUUCACAUAUAUAUAUAUAUAUAUAUAUAUAUCCCCCUGUUUACAAACACACACACACACACACACAGAGAGAGAGAGAGAGUUGUUCGGUUCUCGAGGACCCCCUGGGAGCUUUCGUAACGUUUAAUCAGAAAAAUUGCGUGUGGUUUCUUCCCUUAAGUGCUUUACAAAACUCUGUCGUUAUUCGUACGUCGCGUAACGUCGCUAAAAGUAAAUUUAAAGAGAGAGAGAGAGAGAGAGAGAGAGAGAGAGAGAGAGAGAGAGAGAGAGCAUCAGGAACGUGUCUCCGGUCGAAGCGAAUGAGUGAAACGAAAGGAGAAUAAAAGUGCGCGUGAAUUGAUGAAUCUACUGGAAGAACGAAGGAAGGAAGAGGAAUGAGUAGCAGCUGGGGAGGCGAAAAGGGUGGAUGGUACGAACGCGAUGCGUGCAUAAUGCCUGUGGGGUUAAGAUUAAAUAUUAUUACAAUGUUUUUCUGUGAUAAAUCCAAAAAAUGAAUCUUAGUAAGACGAUGUAUUGUCCCGUCGUGGAUGGAUUCCGCUGCUAUCGCGUAUUCACGAUUACGUAACCCCGAUGUGUUUGUAAUAAUAUUGAAUUGCACGAAUGAAAGUGAAUUAGUGAAAGAGUGAAAGAGUGAAAGAGUGAGAGAGAAUGGGAGCAGAGAACGCUUCUGCAAAAUGAUGAUGAAUGUUUAAAAUGCUUCUAGUCUGACAAUGAGUGAAUUCUCGAGUGACUGGAUGAAUACAGAGUUCAAUGAGAAAUUAAUCCAAACUUAAUCUUAACUUAGACUUACUGCAAGCAGAUGACCAAGAUCUUUAACGAUGAACUACCGUUAAAACACUAAUUAAAGUUAAACGAUACGAAGUGAAAGACGAGUGAUAGAGAGAGAGAGAGAGAGAGAGAGAGAGAGAGAGAGAGAGAGAGAGAGAGAGAGAGAGAGAGUGUGAUUGAGAAAAUGCUUGAAGAAAACGAUGAGUUUACAUGAGUAACACUUUACGUCUAAUGAAAAAAAAGAGACAAAACAAAAAGACUCUCGUAGGUAUUUACGAUUAUUAGCGUUAAGAGUGUAAUAAUAAUUGCCGUAGCCAAGUGUGCGUGUGUAAAAGAGAUUAUUGGCGCUGUGGCAACGCGAUACGAACGAUACUUGUAAAACGUAUGUAAAGAUAGAGAAGAGGAAGAGGCGGAGGAUAAAAGAAAGAAGGAAAGACAAAAGGACUUUUAGCACAUACGUUAACGAUCGGUAAAGGCGAAAGAUAAAUGUAGCUGUUUCUAUACCGUAUUAUUAAAAUUGCAUAGCAUGUCGCCAUUUUCUUAUAUCACGAGGAGAGAAUUCAUCUCGCAAAAGUAAAUAAUUUAAGGUCCAGCGCGUCAUCGAGCACCGAAGUUGCGACGGUCAAGCAAAGAGGGAACAGAAAUAUUUUUAUUUUAUGUUUCAUUCGUUUGUCUCUUGGGGCAAAAACUAAGUUUUUUUAUUUUUUAUUUUUUAUUUUUUUUUAAAGAACAGUAAGACGGAUGUUUUCUUCUUGUUCGUUUAUGUAUAUAUAUCAUUUUUCGAGUCGGUAGAUUUUUGAAUCUCGUUAAGUAACUUUGCUUGGGAAACGUUAGCGAUUGCGCGGGUGGGCACUCCGAUGUUCGAUCGCGUUGCGGUCGGCCAUUAUAAAUGAUAACCAAGGUGAAAGAAAAAGAGAAGUUAUCAAUAAAUAAAACUGCUCCCGUGCAUUUUUUGCGUCGCCACAUUUAUUGUCUCUCGUAAAGAAAAUACUACUUAAUAUUGCUAAUGAUAACGAAAAAAAAAAAAAAAUAUUACAUUCAAGUUUAAUUCAUUAUUCUGAAUUAUUAUACAGAUUUUUCAAGACUAUUGAAUUACACGAUAUGACGUAAAAUUGAACGACGUACUAAGAUCCAAUAUCCUUAUAUCCCAAUUCGCCUUCCGCCAUUUUACCCACCACCAAAACAUGUAUGUACAUAUACGUAUACUAUGUACAUGCGAGUACGAUGAAUAUAUUGUAUAAAGGGGAACCAGGAGAGAGAGAGAGAGAGAAAAAAAAAUAAAGAAAACUAUAGACGCGCGCAUGCGAAAUCUACGAGAACGAUGAAAAUUAUACAAAUUAUAAAUAUUGAUUACUGUAAAAGUAUAUAGAUAUAUAAUAUGGAAUUAUAAUGUAACAUUAUUACGAUGAUAUACAUAUGCAUAUACAUAUUAUACACACGUGCAAAUUUAGCACUUGCGGUUCUAGGAGUCAGGACCUAAAAAUUAAAAGGAAGACAAAAGUAUCUCAUCGACGUGAUUCCCUCGUUAAUGUCCUUUUUCGAGACAAAAAAUAGAAACAUUCCUGAAACCGAAAGUGCGCAGAUUCGAAACGAGGCGAACGAAGGCAAGAGGGAAGAAAUAUAUGGUGGAAAAAAAAGAAAAAAAAAAAGAAUAACCGCGCCAGAGAUUUUCGUCUCGACGCGCGUAACGAGAGCGGCGACGAUAAAUGAAAAAUCAACUGACGCGCCCCGUAUUUCGAUCAGUGAGAGAUGAAUCAUUGAUAAGACCGUUUAAUCGAUUAAUUAACUUAGAUACGAUUUCAUUACUUGCAUUUAAUAAAAAAGAAAAGACACGUAAAAUACUAUUAAGAUUUUUUCUACUUAUCUAUAUAUAAUAAUAAUAAUAAUAAUAAUAAUAUACGCAUAGACACGUGCGCGCGCGCGCGCGCACACGCAGAAUCUCUCGUACACUCUCAUCCACACACAACACCUUCCGUCUGCAUAUAUACGCAUACAGCGUGUCGCACAAAAUGCGUCGCGUUGAUCCAUAUGAUCUACACGAGAAGAAUCCUCGAUCCCUACGACAGACUGUAUGAUAUAUGCCCAAUUGCCCAUGGCCAUAUGUGUGUACCAUAUAUGUAUAAACAACUUAGGAACUCGUGGCCACAGUAAUAUAAUUACCCUGUCGAUAUAACGAUAAUAAUAGUAGUCGUAGUAGUAAUAAUACUAAUAAUAAUAGUAAUAACAAUAACAGGAAUAAUAUCGAAUAAUAACGAAAAAUAAGGAAGCCUCGUGCCGCGAGACUGAUUGCUGCGUGAUCGCCUGCGUGACUUAAGGUGAAUCCGUCGUUCGAGCGAGACGCGAUCCGUCAGACUCGGAUGUGACGACUGAUGCUCGAUGGUCUCUGGAUUAGUCGGGAGGCGCGGAUGUCGCUGCGAGGCGGCGAGGCUCCGCUAUAGGGUUUCAUACUUUUGCAAACAGUAGAUGUCGAGGGGCUGCGUCGACUGUACUUGAUGCUCCCUGACGGGCUGAUUAUACCGUACCGUCUAUAUUUAACAUUAUAGAUUUAUCUGAUGAUAAAUAUACGAUUAGAACGAGA
This is a messenger RNA of Cephus cinctus (wheat stem sawfly), 14505 nucleotides long. RefSeq names its product voltage-dependent calcium channel type A subunit alpha-1 (gene Cac). The record is from RefSeq and is a predicted model, not a curated record. Lineage: Eukaryota; Metazoa; Arthropoda; Insecta; Hymenoptera; Cephidae. Gene Ontology annotation, molecular function: calcium ion binding; high voltage-gated calcium channel activity. The transcript is spliced from 34 exons. The coding region runs from base 418 to 6918 and encodes 2166 amino acids. Gene Ontology annotation, biological process: calcium ion import across plasma membrane; chemical synaptic transmission. Gene Ontology annotation, cellular component: membrane; voltage-gated calcium channel complex.